Messenger RNA from Phalaenopsis equestris, 2465 nucleotides. RefSeq names its product potassium channel KOR2-like. The transcript has 12 exons. The record is from RefSeq and is a predicted model, not a curated record. Gene Ontology annotation, cellular component: membrane. Gene Ontology annotation, molecular function: protein binding; voltage-gated potassium channel activity. NCBI's taxonomy places the organism in Eukaryota, Viridiplantae, Streptophyta, Magnoliopsida, Asparagales, Orchidaceae. Bases 1 to 2085 code for a protein of 694 amino acids. Gene Ontology annotation, biological process: transmembrane transport; potassium ion transport.
AUGGUGCGAAACAACUUUCAUGAUUCUACGAACAGCAAUGAAACACUUGACAUCACAAACAAAAGAUGCACCCCAAUUGUUAUCCUUCCCAAUGACAGAUGGUAUGGUUUGUGGAUGAACUUUGUGCUGGUGUGGCGCGUAUAUUCGACCUUCAUUACGCCAUUAGAGUUCGGAUUCUUCAGAGGGCUGCCGGAUGAAUUGACAUUGAUUGAUUACGUCAGCGUACUGAUCUUUCUCAUGGACUUGCUGCUUAACUUCUUCGUCGCUUACAAAGCUCCUCAUGGCAAUAAGAUGGUUUACGAUCGAGGCAGCAUUGCCUUUCACUAUGCAUCAAGAGAUUUCAUUAUAGACCUCCUUGGAUGCAUACCAUGGGAUACCAUAUACAAGAGCACAGGAAGAAGAGAACUAGUGAGGUAUUUUUUGUGGACAAGACUGUACCGUGUGAGAAAAAUUAACCAUUUCUUCAAAAAAAUAGAGAAGGACAUCCGCAUCAACUACUUGUAUGUUAGAAUUGUGAAGCUUGUUAUUGUACAGUUAUAUAGUGUACAUACAGCUGCAUGCAUCUUCUUCUACCUUGCAACAACUAUGCCACCAGAGCUUGAAGGAUACACAUGGAUUGGAGCUCUGAAGUUGGGUGAUUACAGCUAUAUGAACUUCAGAGAGAUGGAUUUCUCAAAGCUUUAUAUUACCUCUCUAUACUUCAUGUCCAUUACCAUGGCUACCAUAGGAUAUGGAGACAUACAUGCUGUUAGCACCAGAGAGAUGGUUUUUCUCAUCAUAUAUGUAUCAUUUAAUAUGAUUCUCGGAGCUUAUUUGAUUGGUAAUAUGACAGCUUUGAUAGUUAAGGGUUCAAAGACAGAAAGAUUCAGGGAUGAGAUGAAUAGUAUAACACAGUAUAUGGAUAGGACUAAUCUUAGUAAUGAGAUCAGAAACCGUAUUAAAAGCCACCUUAGAUUGCAGUAUGAAUGCAGUAGAACAAGAAGUGGAUUUAUUGAUGGCAUUCCAGAGGCUGUGAAAGCCAAGCUAUCGCACUCAUUGUAUUUUGAGAUAGUUCAGAAUGUUCCACUCUUUAGAGGAUGUUCAGAUAAUUUCUUAAAUCAGAUUGUAAUGAAACUAACGGAAGAGUUCUUUCUUCCAGGAGAAGUGAUCAUUGAACAAGGAACAACCGUGGAUCACAUAUACAUAUUGUCCCAUGGCUCUUUGGAAGAGUUGCUAAUUGGAGAAAAUAGAUCAACGGAAUUUAUAUCAGAACUUACGCCUUCUGAUUUAUUUGGUGAAGUUGCAGCGCUGUGCAAUAUUCCACAACCAUAUACUGUUCGUGUUACUAAACUCUGCAGAAUACUACAAAUCGAAAAAGAAAAUCUGAGCAACAUUUUACAGCUAUAUGUCAAAGAUAGCUAUCAAAUACUCAGAAAUGUGCUUGAGGGAAAUGAGAAUGAUCUAGAGAAGAAGCAAUUGGUAUCAGAGAUAUCCUUUCUAAUCACAAAGAGAGAAGCAGAACUUUCAAUGGGAGUAAGAAGUGCAGCUUAUAAUGGAGAUUUUUAUCAUCUUAAGGGUUUCAUUGAUGCCGGAGCAGAUCCUAACAUCAAGGAUUAUGAUGGAAGGAGCACACUACACAUUGCUGCAUCAAGAGGACAUGAAGAUAUUGUAAAGUUUCUUCUUCAAAAAAAUGUAGAAGUCAAUUGCCUUGAUAAGGUUGGGAAUUCACCAUUAUUAGAGGCUGUGAGGGCAGGUCAUGAAGAAGUUGCUAACCUGCUCUUGGAGAGUGGAGCAGUUAUGAAUCUGGAAGAUGCUGGGACAUAUCUUUGCAAAGUAGCUGCAGAUAACAAAGUCGAUGUACUGCAACGGCUACUGAAGUAUGGAGUUGAUCCAAAUUGUCAAAAUUAUGAUCUGAGAACUCCGCUUCAUGUUGCAUCAGCCUCGGGCUUGCAUUUAAUUGCUGGAGUUUUGAUAGAAUUAGGAGCUGAUGUGCUCAUCAAAGAUAGGUGGGGAAAUACUGCUCUUGAUGAAGGCCGAAGAAGUGGAAACAAACAGUUGAUUGAGAUUCUGGAGUAUGCUAGAGAAAAAGCACAAUUGGAUUUUUAGUUGUAAAACAGAAAUCAAAGCAAUCUUCGGUCGAUUCUUAAAGUUUGUGUGAAAUUGUUUGGUUUUCAGUCGGAAGUUGCAACAAACUUGUCUCCAAAAUGGAAGUUUUUUUCUGGUGAUUUAAGCUCAGCUUCAGCUGAAACAGCGGUAGAUGGCAGAGAUGGCAUUUUAUUGCUGCUGCGGCAGACUACAAAAGGAGGGCUCAGCAGUUAAAAAUAACUUCCCGUACAUUCAUCGAAGUAUAUCAAAGAAAACAAUCAAUUUGAGCUUUGACUUUAUGUUUUUAAUCUAGCAGUUAUAUUAAGAAGCGUUCUAUGUAAAUUUGAUUAUUCUAAAUAUGGCGAAUUCAAGGAGAGGGAAGGGAGUGGGGGUGUUGGGAU